GUCUAGUCUCGCACUUUGUAGACAAGCUCUUACUGCACUGUACCAUCUGCCCUUUCGCCAUCAAUCACUAUGGCCAACAUUCCUCACGGAGGCAUUCUGAAGGAUCUCAUUGCACGGGACGGGCAUCUGCAAGAGAACUUGAAGGCUGAAGCUGAAACGUUGCCUGACAUCACUCUGACCGAGCGUCAACUGUGUGACCUCGAGCUUAUUCUCAAUGGUGGCUUCAGCCCCCUCGAGGGCUUCAUGAACGAGGCCGACUACACUAAUGUCGUAGACAAUUUCCGCCUUGCCGAUGGCACGCUCUUCCCCAUGCCCAUUUCUCUUGAUGUCUCUGAAGAGGAUAUCGUCCACCUCUCCAUCGGCCCAGGGUCUCGCAUAGCCCUCCGGGAUCCUCGUGACGACCAAGCACUUGCGAUCAUCACCGUCGAGGAUAUCUACCGACCAGACCUAGUCAAGGAGGCCGUACAAGUCUUCGGCGCAGAUGACCCAGCACACCCGUCCGUCGCAUACCUCCGUAACAAAGUGAAGAAAUUCUAUGUUGGUGGAAAGGUCCAGGGAAUCCAACUGCCCGUCCAUUUCGACUACGUUGCUCUCAGAUACACCCCAUCCGAGCUACGUGCGCACUUCAAAAAGCUGGCAUGGAGGAAGGUCGUUGCCUUCCAGACGCGCAAUCCCAUGCACCGUGCGCACCGAGAACUGACCGUCCGCGCCGCCCGCCAACGACAAGCGAACGUCCUUAUCCACCCCGUCGUUGGCCUGACAAAGCCUGGCGAUGUUGACCACUAUACCCGCGUGCGUGUUUACGAGGCCAUCAUGGCCAAGUAUCCCAACGGCAUGGGGCACCUCGCGUUGCUUCCCCUCGCAAUGCGCAUGGCUGGCCCCCGCGAAGCCGUCUGGCACGCGAUCAUCCGCAAGAACUACGGCGCGACCCACUUCAUCGUUGGACGCGAUCACGCGGGUCCUGGCAAGAACUCGCAAGGCAAGGAUUUCUACGGUCCCUAUGACGCGCAGGAACUUGUCACAAAAUUCCAUGACGAGCUAUCGAUCGAGAUGGUGCCGUUCCAGCAGAUGACCUACAUGCCGUCGACGGACGAGUACGUCCCGAUCGACGAGGUACCACAGGGUGAGCAGACCCUUGACAUUUCGGGUACCGAGCUCCGGAGACGCUUGAAGACGGGCACGCCCAUCCCUGACUGGUUCAGCUACGAGGGCGUUGUAAAGACUCUACGUGAAAGCUAUCCCCCACGUCUCAAGCAAGGCUUCGUGAUCUUCCUAACAGGUCUGCACAACUCCGGCAAGGAUACAAUCGCCAAAGCUUUGCAGGUCGUGCUCAACGAGCAAGGCGGUCGCAGCGUCUCCGUCCUUUCUGGGGAUAACAUUCGUCAAGAUCUUGAUGCUCCCUUCAGCUACUCGACAGAGGAGCGGUCAAAGAAUCUCCAGCGCGUUGCGUUUGUGGCGACUGAGCUCGCGCGGGCAGGAGCAGCGGUCAUCGCAUCGCCCAUCGCGCCGAAGCAGUCGUUGCGCGGCGCGUUCAAGGACACUGUCGUCCAUUCAGCCGGUGCUGGCGCGAACUUCUUCACGAUCCAUGUGGCCACUCCCCUGGAGCACUGUGAAGCGAAUGACCGCCGCGGUGUCUACGCGCGCGCGCGCAAGGGGGAAUUUUCCGGUGUCGCAGGUGUUGAUGAGCCGUAUGAGACCCCCGAACGACCUGAUUUGACCGUUGAUAUCAAGACGCAGAGCGUACCGGAGAUCGUUCACAGCAUCGUGCUACUCCUGGAGACCAACUCGCUGUUGUAAAGAUUCGCGGGACAUUGACAGAAAUGAUGGACAUGUC
Molecule: messenger RNA, 1834 nt
Organism: Postia placenta MAD-698-R-SB12
Lineage: Eukaryota; Fungi; Basidiomycota; Agaricomycetes; Polyporales; Adustoporiaceae
Exons: 9
Coding region: 70-1797 (575 amino acids)
Biological process (GO): sulfur amino acid metabolic process
Cellular component (GO): cytoplasm
Molecular function (GO): adenylylsulfate kinase activity; ATP binding; sulfate adenylyltransferase (ATP) activity
Source: RefSeq, a predicted model, not a curated record